AUGGGAUGGAACGCCGGGCCCACCCAUGGUCUCCAGCAGGCUGGGGAGAUCCUCCGUCAGUCCAACCAUGUUGGCUGGAAGCAACAGCUCAGGAUAGGUGGAGAAGUAGUGAGAGGAAAUGAAGGAAGCUACGUGGGGAAGCAUUUCCGCAUGGGAUUUAUGACAAUGCCUGCUCCUCAGGACAGACUGCCACAUCCUUGUUCCAGUGGCUUUGCCGUAAGAUCCCAAUCCCUUCAUUCUGUUGGAGGAACUGAUGAUGAAAGUAGCAGCUCUCGUAAGCAGCCACCACCAAAACCUAAGCGAGAUCCCAACACCAAAUUGAGCACCUCAUCUGAAACAGUCAACACUGGAACAACAAGUAAGAGUGGGAAACUACCGGACAGGACUGAAGUGUCAGCCAAACCAAGACCUCACAGUGAUGAAUAUACAAAGAAGAUUCCACCUCCUAAGCCGAAACGAAAUCCAAACACUCAGUUAAGCACAUCAUUUGAUGAAACUUACAUCAAAAAGCAUGGCCCUAUGAAGACACCGCUCACUAGGGAUGCGUCCUUGUCACAGGUCAGCAGUCCUGCCCCAGACACAGAAGAAGAAGAGCCUGUUUAUAUUGAAAUGGUUGGGAAUAUACUCAGAGACUUCAAAAAAGAUGAAGAUGACCAAAGUGAAGCAGUCUAUGAGGAGAUGAAAUACCCUAUAUUUGAUGAUGUAGGCCAAGAUUCAAAAUGUCAAUGUGAAUAUGACCAUCACACUUGUUCUUCUCAGUGUGCUACUCCCACAGUGCCUGACCUCGAUUUCACCAAGACUUCAGUGCCAUCUACUCCCAAGGGCUUGCUUUGUGAUAUACCCCCACCAUUUCCAAAUCUGCUUUCUCACAGACCUCCACUGCUGGUGUUCCCACCAGCACCAGUGCAGUGUUCCCCAAAUUCUGAUGAGUCUCCUCUAACUCCGCUAGAGGUCACAAAGCUUCCUGUUUUAGAAAACGUGUCUUACAUAAAACAACAAGCUGGAGCUUCUCCAUCUUCAUUGCCACCUCAUACACCAGGCCAUCAAAAAAUGGAGAAAGAGCAGAUGGUAUCUCAUGGAACUAGCACCCCUGGGCACACCUCUUCACCUCCUCAUCCUUCUACCUUAUACAGAACACAGUCUCCACACGGUUAUCCUAAAAGUCACUCUGCCUCACCCUCUCCUGUCAGUAUGGGUAGGUCUCUUACCCCUUUAAGCCUCAAAAGACCUCCACCUUAUGACUCUGUACAUUCAGGAAGUCUCUCAAGAAGCUCUCCAUCAGUGCCUCAUUCUACAGCCCGAAAUACAUUGCAAGAAGGAGGAAAGAUGGUAAAUGUCUCAGUCAGUACCUACGGGUCAUCAUCUCAGAGCAGUUCCCGUUCUCGGACACCUACCAGUCCUCUGGAGGAAUUAACCAGCCUCUUUACCUCAGGACGAAGUCUCCUGAGGAAGUCCUCCAGUGGCAGAAGAUCUAAGGAACCUGCAGAAAGUAAGUUCUUAAUACAAUUAUUUUUCUCAUUCUUACUCAUAGAAUAACAACUUCCACUGUAU
Meleagris gallopavo (turkey) is the source of this 1551-nucleotide messenger RNA. RefSeq names its product neuronal tyrosine-phosphorylated phosphoinositide-3-kinase adaptor 2 (gene NYAP2). Gene Ontology annotation, biological process: phosphatidylinositol 3-kinase/protein kinase B signal transduction; neuron projection morphogenesis. The record is from RefSeq and is a predicted model, not a curated record. NCBI's taxonomy places the organism in Eukaryota, Metazoa, Chordata, Aves, Galliformes, Phasianidae.